UAAACUACAAGGAUGUUUAGGUCACUUUGUACUAUUAUUUGACUAUAUAUAUAGGGCUCUACUCUGAGUUUGAGUAUUCUUUUUAACUCAUAUGUUUCUCUAGUGUUAUUAACCAUUAGGACUAAUUAAGAAAUGCUUCAUAUGGACAUUUUUAUACUUGGUUUUUGGAGAGGACAAUUAAUUAGGCUUGUAGUAAUCUAGUGGUCGUGUACAGCUCACCUACUUGGUUUUCACCAGGUUGGCAAUUAUGUCAUUGUACAUGAGUUGGCAGUGACUAGUCAACUAAUAUAGGUUUAUGUCCAGUUAGUAAGCUGCUUUUGUGUUGAGUUCGGUUAUAAAUCAACUUUGGAUACUUGGAGUUUACCAGUCAAAACCUAAAGGUUACUGUGUUGCAACUAAUUUGCAAGCUAUUCUACUGCUAGCUUUCGCACCACCCUCCACUACAAGAUUAGUUGUUCUGGUCUUCGUAAAAUGGUUUUUGUGGAGCAAAUAAAGAUGUUUUGCUUAUGAUGAGUUGUGUAUCUUCUUAAGCUGUGAGUGCUCGUGUUAUACAAACCUUACCUAGGAGAGUUAUUCGUGGGGAACUCUAGGUGGGAUUCCUUGGUUUUUUCUCAUUUUGUGCUUGGUUUUUAUGUAUCAGUAUAGCUCAAAUUACCAUUCUCCACCUACAGUUCAGAGCCCUUAAACUACUUUAUUUUCAGCUCCCAAAUUCCAACAAACCUAGAACAAAUCAACUCUUGCCCAUUCCUCCAUCCAAUGGUCCUUAUCCUCCAAAAGUUUCCUGUCCAGAAUUUCAUGUGUUAAAGUCCUGUAAAUCUGCAAACGGUCACUUUCUAAACCUUCAGUCCAUUGUCAUCCCUGAAGUCUGUCAACACCCUUCAAACAGUUGGAACCUUAAAUCCUCCUACUUCUCUUAACCUAAGCUCACAACAAAAACAAUGCUCUACAUUAAGAGGGAAGGUUCAAGGCUCAAGCUAAGCUUCAAUGGCAACAAAAUGUUGAAGUUCUCAUUUGUGUUACUCAGAGGAUUUGUAAGGCAUAUUCCAUAGACGCUUGCAGGAUGGUGUUUCAUCUAGUUUCUAGUGGUAAUGACAUGUUCUUCAAGCAUCUACAUGCAAGCACAACAAUUCGAUGUGACUAUCUUUUUUUUUUCCUGAUAUGUUGCUUCUUGAUUAUUGUAUUCUAUGUAUAAACUAUGUCUUUUUAUGGGAAAGUGUCGAAUGGUAGCAUAUGCUAUUUGUAGAAGUCUGUUGAAAUAUUUUAUAGGGAUAUAUAGUGCAUGCUUGGGAGAUGAUUUUUGAGGCAAGGUCAGCCUACUAAUUAUCCUUUAGUACAAAGAUUAUAAAUAAAUGCAUUACAAGGGAGGAGCUCAGUUUUUCUAUUAUUGUUAUAAUUUUUUUGGGUUCAAUGAUUACUGCUACAGUAUGUUAGGCACAUGCCAGCCUAGUAAUACAAAGGAAGAUUUUAUUUGGCUGCCACUAAAGUUAGAUGAGGUGUACAAGCAUAUAUUUGCGUAUGAGUGAAACACAUAGCUAAUGAUCUAAAAGAAAAACAUAUAGAGCAGAGAGUAAUUAAAUGCAUGAGCCAUUAUUGUGUAUUUAACUUUCUACAUUUAAAGUUUGAUGGCAUUGUUUGGCUCAGAAUUCAUAUGGUUUUAUUUGAUUAGCCACUCUUAUAGGAUUGUUACCAUUCUUUAGCCAGUUUAUGGGAAAACAUUUUGGGUAGGAAAUUAGUUUCACAGUGGAAUAUCUUUUAAUGGUUUCCAUGUCAUUUGAGAAGAACUUUUUGAUCCUAUUGAUUCAUUUUGAAAGAGAUAAUAUAUCUGGUCUUUUUUUAAAGAUCUUGCAAAGAGCUCAGAUUAAUCCGGUAAAAUGUUAUUCAUUGCUAGAAUAGAUUAUUUCGGGUGUUGAAUAUUGCCACCUCCACAUGGUAGUUCACCGAGACCUCAAGCUUGAGAACUUACUUUUGGAUUCCAAAUGCAAUGUCAAAAUUGUUGACUUUGGAUUCAGUAAUUUUAUGCGUGAUGGUCAUUUUCUCAAAACAAGCUGCGGAAGUCCAAGUUAUGCUGCUCCUGAGGUUAUAUCUGGACAACUUUAUGCUGGUCCUGAGGUUGAUGUUUGGAGCUGUGGGGUUAUCUUAUAUACUCUUCUAUGUGGAAGGUUUCCUUUUGGUGACGAUGAUUUUCCUAGCAUAUACGCAAAGAUAAAGAAGGGAAUAUAUGCACCCCCAAAUCAUUUGUCUGAUGGUGCACGCGAUUUGAUUGCCUGUAUACUUGUUGUUGAUCCUAUAAAACGCAUAUCGAUUCCUGAAAUACGUCAACAUCCUUGGUUUCAACCCCAUCUUCCACCAUACAUUGCUGACCUCACAAUCAAUGCCUUAUACAGUUCAAAAAUGCCACGUCAGGGCAUGGAUUGUCCUGAGAUAUAUUUGAGAUCACCUGAUCCUGCUCAAGGAAAGUGGACACUGGGUUUUAAGUCUCGAGCAUCUCCACAUGAAACGAUGAUGGGUGUUCUGAAGGUUUUUUACAGCCUGAAUGUUCGAUGGAAGAAGAUAGGACAUUGCAACAUGAAAUGUCUCUGGCUACCUCCAUUUGGUACCCAUUCCAGGGCCGAACUUAAUGAUAAUUCCACUGAAAUAAAACCGAUUGAUGGUCAUGAAGAAGAUCGGACAGGUGCUAGAUCACGUGAUCCGAUCAAGUUUGAAAUUCAGCUUUAUAAAGCAAGUGGAGAACGUUAUGCUAUUGAUUUGCAAAGGCUUCAUGGGCCUCCCUUUUUGUUUCUCGAAAUUUGUGCUGCAUUUUUUGCACUCGUAGUGGCAUAGCUUCGUUCAUGUGCGACAUGGAAUGCACUUUUGGCAUCUCGGGACUUUUUCUGACUAGCUGUUCUAUAAUUUCUGCUGGAACUCAGAUGGUUGUGGUCGACCUUGAAGAGUUCUGUAUUUGUUUCCUGUAUGUGACUGCAAGGUGGUCUUUGAGUGCUACACAAUGUAUAUUCCAGUGUCUUGUUCCCAUAUCAUGCAGCGUUGUGGUUGGAAAAUUAACAUACAUAAGAUGAGAUUGUAUGAUUUUUCAUUGAGUGGCUUACUUAUUAUUCGUCCAUUAUCAAUCUAGACUGUCAGCAAGUGGCAUG
Messenger RNA from Ilex paraguariensis (yerba mate), 3128 nucleotides. The record is from the annotation of a GenBank genome assembly. NCBI's taxonomy places the organism in Eukaryota, Viridiplantae, Streptophyta, Magnoliopsida, Aquifoliales, Aquifoliaceae.